GUUUCAAAAUGGCGGACGACUUGGGAGAUGAAUGGUGGUUGGAACAAGAAACAAAAACCCUAGAUUCUGGUAUUGAAAUUUUAGGAAAUCGUAUACAAAAAUUUUGACUAUUAUUCUGGGCUAUUGUUGUGACUGUGGACUGUGGUUAGUUGCAGAAAAUUUCAGUUCCAGCUGUUUUCUUUUUAAUGCAUUUUUUGCUACUUCUUUUAUUUAUUUUUUAUGUCAUGUUAAAUAAAUCCUCUAAAUAAUAUAGGCCCACCCAACCUUUUUUCAUAUCACUUAAGUAUAAAGAAAAUAAUUAUUAAUUUAAAUUUGUUAAGUAAUUACUCAUACAUGCAUAAGAACCAAUAUACUUUAUCAUAUUUCAAUGGAGUUGAUUUUCGUAAAAUAAUACAAAAUCAUUAUUUUUUAAUAUUUAAUUUUAAUACAAAAUAAUUAUUUUUAAGACUCUGAGGAUAUUUAAAUUGUUUAGAUUUCCAUUAAAUAAUUCAAAAUCGCUCUCAUUAUUUUUAAGAAUCUGAGCAUAAUGCAUCCACAUGGGCUUAUUUAUAUAAUAAAAAUAAAAAAAUUAUAUGCAAAAGUUGUUAAAGCUAGAUUAGAAGAAAACCUUUCACUUUUCUUAAAUGUUUACAAGUCAAGGUAUUACUGUUUCAAUAAGAAAUUUUCAUAUCCUUUAUUAUAAGACUAGAAUUCUUUGUUUAUUUUAAUAUCACAGUGUUCAGAUUUUUGGCUGACAUGGGCUAACCGGUUAACGUCAUAGAAUAUAAUAUAUUGGUUAAAAAAAAUUAUUAAAUGCAAAAGUUGUUAAAGCUAGAUUAAAAGAAAACCUGUCACUUUUCUUAAAUGUUUACGAGUCAUGGUGUUACUGUUUCAAUAAGAAAUGUUCAUAUCCUUUACUAUAAGACUAAAAUUCUUUGUUCAUUUUAAUAUCACAGUGUUCAGAUUUUUGGCUGACAUGGGCUAACUGGUUAACGUCAUAGAAAUAUUUUUUACAGAGACAACAGAACAAAAUGGUAAUCCACAGAAAAAGCAAAAAUCUCAAGCAGCUAAACCAGGAGGAAAAAGAAAAGUAGAUACCUCACAUGUUACGAGUGAGGUAGUAAAGCAUAAGAAAAAGAAGGGUAGCUCUGGAAAGGAGAAGAAAAGGGAGAGGGUAAGCUGAGUCAUUUAAAUUGAACACCCUUUCUGUAAAGACUUGUGCAGCUGUGAGCUAUAAAUUAAAAUCUCAUCAUAUACAAGUCUUAUGUCUCGUCGUUUAAAUUGAAAAUAUUUGUCAUGUCUUCUUAAUUUAUUAUUAGCUUCAAAACUCCAGCAACACCAAUUGGCUGAAAUAUCUAUUGCUGUACAUUUACUUGCAUAGAAAAAAAUCACGGAUGAAUCUGAUGAAGCCUUGGCUAAGCCUGGAAAUGCAGAGGAUGUUAGAGCCAUGAUGUCUAAAGUUUUAAAGGACAGACUAGGAGCUGAAGCUUUGGAGGACUUGCUUCCAAAUGCGGGUAGGCACAUUUCAGAAUUCAUUACUGAUCAUUUUCUUGAUGUUUUGAACAAUUUUUAAAAAGAUAAUUUUUUUUUAAAAACAACGAUGAAUGCUAGAGGCUGUUCAGAAAGUAUAAUUGUUCCAUUAUCAGAGUAUAAUGUGAUUGGUCUGCUAAAGUAGAUAAUUGAAGACACAAAGCAUUUGUGUAAGUUUAUGUGAAUGAAAAUAAACAAAUUUGUUAUGUUUCUGCCAAUGCCUUCAAUAAUUUAAAAAAAAACAAAAAAAAAUUUAAAAAAUUGUCGAAUUUUAAUUAAACUUUGAGCUCUAAUAAAAGCAUCGCUAUACUGUUUAACAUACAAAAAUUUUGGUUGUGCCUUUAAUGAUCGUGUUUUAUAAAUAAAUUAAAGGUGUACAAGUAACAAACCAGUUUUUAAAAAAAAAUCUCUCUAUGUAUAUAUAUUUCAGAGAAUGAUUUCUACCCUCACAAUGUGGAGUCUCUAGAACCAGAGAAAUAUUUGACAUUUAUCCUCACCACAUGGAGAACGGCAUUAAAAAAAAGCCUGUUCAUGAAGAAGACUGGCAGUCCAAUUCUAUUGAUAGUCACAAGCUCAGCGGUCAGAGCUGUAGAACUAAAUAGGUUGGUAAACUGUAUGAGAGAGGAAUCUGCGAUUUGUUUAACUGUUGUUAAAGACUAUUUUUAGAUAUUUAAUACAUCUAAUUUUUUUUCCAUUGAAUUACCUUCAGUAUUGCUUUUUUUUAAUAAACAAAAACAUGUAAGACAUAUCACAAUUAUGAUACAGAGGAAUGACACAUGUCACAAUUAUGUUAAAAAGGAAUGUCAGAAUUAUGAUACAGAGGAAUGACAUAUGUCACAAUCUGAUACAAUAAUCUAAAUGAUUAACUUAAUUUUUCAUUAAAAUAUGGUGUCCAAUCCUUAACACUUGGAUUAGAAGUGAGAUUAUACCCAUACAUUCUGAAAGUACUGUAACAUUCAAAAGUUUUAGACCUGAUGUUCUUGUUAGAUUGACCAUGGAAAAUAUGAUGGAAUGUCUUCGGCUUACUUUGUUGAAGACUUAGAUUAGCUGCAUUGAAAUUAAAGAAAAACAGGGCAUAACCGGGUGCAGAUUUUUUACACCGUAUCCAGGUAUUUUGAGUAAAUACCUGGUGGGUCCAAGUAUUACAAAAAAAAGCGUAAACAUUAGGACUAAAAAAAUUCCGACACCCUACCUACCAGUCUUUAAACAACAGUCCUAGAGACAGUCCUAAACCACACCCGUGGCUCUUUAUUAAUUAAUAUAAUUGUCUCCUCCGAAAAAAUCAACCUUUUUAUCGGAGUUCAACCGUCUCGCAUGGUGCUCCCUACAUGACAACUUUUUUUUUCACUCAGUACUGUUACUAUAAAUCAUGUUGAGUAAGGGGAGGGCCGGUUGUGAAAAGGAAGCAGGACACAUCAGCAGCAAAAUGGACAUAAGAGAUGUAUGGUGUGCUCAGUCAUCCUUGUCAACGCAUUUUUUUUUUUACCAUUGUGUGUGACAAUACGUAUAUUUAAAAAAAAUAUAUACAUUAUAUAAUAUUUAUAAAUGUAAUAGAUUUAUGUAUUUUAAUCCUAAAAAGCACUUACUCUUUUUUUACGAUCUAGGCAAAUAAAAGGUUUCUUAGACAGUAGAUGCAAAGUGGCCAAGUUGUUUGCCAAGCACAUGAAGGUAAUUUUACUUAAUGGCCAUUAUUUUAAUAAGCAAUAUAUCUCAUCUCUGGAUGAAAAUUGUUUUGAUUUUCAACACUUACAUAACAAGCGUCCCAAAAGGAUCAGAAUUAUAAACAUUAUUUUAUUAAAAUGGAAGGACAGAUUUAUUUUUUUUUAGCAUUUUUUUCUUCUCCUUAACUCAUUCCUGGCGGUUGCGACUAAAUGCGUCCUUUUGGGGUUUUCGCGUAUAGCCACACACCUCUCUCAUUUUUAGUUUAAAAUAGUUUAAAAUAGCAAUGAAAUCUCGCUUCCCUUGAGAUUUCCAGCUAUGGCGUAAUUAUGCGUGAUUAUGCGUGAUUUUAAUUUAAAAACCGGAAGUUUUUUAUCUUAUCUCACUUUAAAAACUAAAGUGCUUUAGUAUGGCGCGUCUAUAUCUAGCAUGUGUUCGUCCGAGAUGCCAAAAAUAUAUUUUUUGGCCAUUGUUCAUUAUUUUUUCGCCGCUAAUGUUAUAUUUUUAUUAAACCUUAUUCAUUUUUUGAUGCAUUUGUCCUUAAUUCAUUAACAUUUAUUAAUAUUUAGCAGCUUAAAAAAAGUUUUAAAAAAUGUAAAUCAAUUUCAAAACUGAGUUGCUUCCCUUUUCUCAGGAAAAUAAAUUAAUUACAGAAGUAGCACUGCCGGAAGGAAUGAGUUAAAAUCAUUUAAAAUGCUUGGAAAAGUAAGCUUUCCUACCUAUUAGUUACUUGGAAUAUUCCUCCAAAGCUGAGCUUUUUGUAUUUGGGAGCAUCAAUAAAACCCUCUUAUUUUUAUAGUUGUGACAAAUUCAAAUGUACUUAGGUUUUAUUUUUUUUAGUUCUUCAUGUGGAUGACUCUCUCUUUUUCAUUUUUACAGGUGGAAGAGCAGACAAAAUAUCUUGCAAAGACUAAUUGCCAAGUAGGCAUUGGAACUCCAGGUCGAUUGUUAUUGCUUGUAAAGCAAGGUCAGUUGUUAAAAAAACAAAACAAUUAUGAAUGGAAUGAUUUUUAAAAAGUACAGUAUUUAUACAUUUUUUAAAUUAAUGAUAUCUUGUUGAAAUAAUUUAUUUUUAAAAAGGUAUCAGUCUCAGUUUAAAUUUCAUUUGUAUCAACCCAGAUUUGAUGGCUGUGAAUUUUUGUAAAUUAAAAAAUAAACUGUUUUAUUUUUCUACUCUGUGUUAGGGGCGCUGCAGCUUGAGAGCUUAGUGGCCAUUGUCCUCGACUGGAACUGGCGGGACACCAAGCUUAAGAGAAUGGCUGACAUCCCUGAGGUUCGUCAAGAUCUGGUGGCGUUCUUAAAAGAUCACAUCAUAGAAACAGUGAGGGGGUCUCCGUGUAAACUGGCCCUGUUAUGAUGCGUCUGAUUAUCUGAAUGAAUGCUAGUUUGUGUUAUCCUCUGAAUGAAGUUGACAAAUGUGUUGGUUUAUGAAAUUAUGAGAGUGUAAUCAGAGAUUUGUGUAACUGUAAGGAUUAUUUUGUGGUGUGGAAAAAGAAGACUAGUGUUGAAUUAUUAAAGUGUUCUAUUUAUGUUCUCUGCUAUA
Messenger RNA from Lymnaea stagnalis (great pond snail), 4711 nucleotides. The record is from the annotation of a GenBank genome assembly. NCBI's taxonomy places the organism in Eukaryota, Metazoa, Mollusca, Gastropoda, Lymnaeidae.